Messenger RNA from Cuscuta europaea, 1052 nucleotides. NCBI's taxonomy places the organism in Eukaryota, Viridiplantae, Streptophyta, Magnoliopsida, Solanales, Convolvulaceae. The record is from the annotation of a GenBank genome assembly.
UGUUGAGGUUUCUGAAGCUUAUAUGGAAAUCUCUAUGCAAUAUGAGACUAUGAAUGAGUUUGAAACUGCCAUAUCCUUGUUGAAAAAAGCACUUAAAAUGCUCGAUAAGAUUCCUCAAGAACAACAUUCAGUUGGGAGUGUUUCUGCAAGGAUUGGUUGGUUACUUCUGUUAAUUGGGAAAGUGGAAGAGGGGAUUCCUUACUUGGAGGAUGCUGCUGAAAGGCUUAAAGAGAGCUUCGGUCCGAAACAUUAUAGUAUUGGUUAUGUUUAUAAUAAUUUAGGCGCUGCUUAUUUGGAAUUAGGUAGACCACAGUCGGCUGCACAGGUUUUUGCUUAUGCCAAGGAUAUAAUGGAUGUCUCUCUUGGCCCUCACCAUGCUGAUUCAAUAGAGGCGUGCCAAAACCUCUCAAAAGCUUAUUCUGCUAUGGGAAGCUAUCAACUUGCAAUUAACUUCCAAAAGAAAGUUAUAGACGCUUGGGAAUGCCACGGUCCAAAUGCAGAUGACGAACUUAAAGAAGCUUAUCGGAUUCUUGAGCAGCUAAAGGCAAAAGUACAUGCUUCAUUACCUGAACAGUCACACGUAAAGGCACUGCCUAUGCCAAGCACAACUAGUAGCUCAAAUAUGAACUGUCAACGUGAUGUUUCAAGUACAGAGAGGGGAUGAUGAGCAAUACGAAGUAAUUAGAGUGUCCUAUAUAGUUUUUUUUUUUCAUUUCAAGCAGCAAAGAAACUAUAAAUGGUAACAUGUUUUAUGUGAUCUUUCAGAAGUGGUGCUCUAGGCAUCUGCUAUAUAAAUUUUGCAUUUAUUCAAUCAUAUAUUGCUGUCAUUUUAAUUUUUAUAGUGUGACUAACCACUCUUCAAUGUCUAUAUGUUGUUAUUCUUUCCAUGUCAAACGAAUUGGGUAGUUGUCCUUACAGGCAAUGAUCUGAGGAUUCUCAUCUUCUUGAGUGCCAAACAGAGUGCCUGUCCUUGGAAUCUUGUUCAAAUUUCGGCAUACUACUUUUGAAGUUUUAUAGUGUGUUUGUUUCAUGUUUCUUAAGAUUCACUCCUG